AUGGAUUCCUGGAAUCAAAGCUCAGUGCAAGUUUCUCUUGAUAGAGGUGGCCUCAGCAACAUGUUGUUUCAGUGCUCGCUACCAGAUACCAUUGAGACGGUUGCAGAUGAACCACGGAAAGUUCUCCUGCGCUUAUAUGGUGCAAUCCUACAGAUGAGGUCCUGUAAUAAAGGAGAGUCUGUACAGUCUCAGAAGGAAAAUGAAUUGCAAGGGGCAGAAGCCAUGGUUCUGGAAAGUGUUAUGUUUGCCAUUCUUGCAGAGAGAGCUCUUGGCCCAAAGCUGUAUGGAAUCUUUCCACAAGGGCGACUGGAGGAAUUCAUUCCCAGCAGGAAACUAAGUACUGAAGAAUUAAGCUUACCCGACAUAUCUGCUGAAAUAGCUGAGAAAAUGGCUAGAUUUCAUGGGAUGAAAAUGCCAUUUAAUAAAGAACCCAAGUGGCUUUUUGGAACAAUGGAAAAGUAUCUAAAUCAAGUGCUGAGGAUUAAAUUUACCAGAGAAUCCAAAACUAGAAAACUGAACAAACUCCUCAGUUAUAAUCUCCCCCAGGAAAUGAAAAAUCUAAGAGCUAUGCUUGAAGCUACUUCAUCACCAGUUGUAUUUUGCCAUAAUGAUUGUCAAGAAGGUAAUGUCUUGCUUCUGGAAGGCAAAGAGAAUUCAGAAAACCAAAAGCUGAUGCUCAUUGACUUUGAAUACAGCAGCUAUAAUUACCGAGGAUUUGAUAUUGGAAAUCACUUCUGUGAAUGGAUGUAUGACUACACAUACGAGAAGUACCCGUUCUUCAAAGCUAGUGUUCUUAAAUAUCCUUCAAAGAAGCAACAGCUUCAUUUUAUCUCCAGUUACCUGUCUGCAUUCCAUGAUGGCUUUGAAAAUCUGAGCAAUGAAGAGAAGUCCAAACUAGAAGAAGAAGCAUUGAUAGAAGUUAACAGGUUUGCCCUUGCAUCACACUUCUUCUGGGGUUUGUGGUCUAUUAUACAAGCAAAGAUCUCAUCCAUUGAGUUUGGUUACCUGGAAUACGCAUUAUCCAGAUUUGAUGCAUACUUUGAUCAGAAGAGGAAGCUGAAGGUAUAAAUGUGGGAGCCUUUUGGUUACUGUAUGAAGAGGGCAGCUGGACAAAACUUAUACUGUGCUUAGGCUACUGUAUCUCUAACAAAGAUGUCACUGAAUUCCAGUUCCUUGGGACGCAAGUGUACAGUACUGAAGACUGUCUAAAAAUGACUUGUUUACAGUUUCGUAAAUACUUGGAAUGAGAAUGGGAGGCAAAAGUAAGAUACAACAGUGCAAUAUCUUUAAAUCUUUCUGAUCUAGAAGAUAUUUUAUAUUAUGGGAGAAGCUUACGAUUAA
This is a messenger RNA of Mesitornis unicolor (brown roatelo), 1341 nucleotides long. It is a transcript of the gene CHKA, whose product is annotated as choline kinase alpha. The record is from RefSeq and is a predicted model, not a curated record. Gene Ontology annotation, biological process: CDP-choline pathway; phosphatidylethanolamine biosynthetic process. The coding region runs from base 1 to 1068 and encodes 355 amino acids. Gene Ontology annotation, molecular function: choline kinase activity; ethanolamine kinase activity. Gene Ontology annotation, cellular component: cytoplasm. Lineage: Eukaryota; Metazoa; Chordata; Aves; Mesitornithiformes; Mesitornithidae. The transcript is spliced from 12 exons.